Messenger RNA from Oncorhynchus nerka (sockeye salmon), 2593 nucleotides. RefSeq names its product GATA zinc finger domain-containing protein 1-like. The transcript has 5 exons. NCBI's taxonomy places the organism in Eukaryota, Metazoa, Chordata, Actinopteri, Salmoniformes, Salmonidae. Gene Ontology annotation, biological process: chromatin organization; regulation of DNA-templated transcription. Gene Ontology annotation, cellular component: nucleus. Gene Ontology annotation, molecular function: sequence-specific DNA binding; zinc ion binding. The record is from RefSeq and is a predicted model, not a curated record. Bases 1423 to 2160 code for a protein of 245 amino acids.
CCAAAACGCACAAGGAUUCGGAGAGCAUCCUUGAUUUGGCUGGAUGUCUGGAAUUCAAUCAGCUGAGUUUGAAUUGCGGUCUCAUCCAGCGAGGGUAUCGUUUUCUUAGCAAGGGAGGAUAAUUAUCCACUUGGGCGGACUGGGAGAGGAUCACGUACAAAUGCAUUAAUAUCCUUUGGCAUGCUGUAGUCUUCAAAUCUGGUGGAGAAGUUAUAAUUUGUAAAUUGAACUCUUUCAUCACCUCCGACAAUGCUGCGACCUUGUCCCUCAGCCUUUCGUUUCUUCAGUGUGCAGUAGCCUUCCAGAUGACAAAUCCAAAUCGAACAGCUCAAGCUUCCUAGUAAAGGCCUCAAGUUUUUCCACCAUGUCCACGACUGUUUUCCAUCUUCCUUGUAACUGGAGAUUUAACCCGUUUAAAUUAGAAUAUGCCAUGGUUAGAUUUAUAAUGACGUCUGAGAUUGAAUUAUUUGUAAACAGCGAUAUUUUCAUUGCAAAUAAGACACACUGGCAUGGCAUUGGGAAAAUAUGGUAAAAUGAACGCAUAUCUCUGUACAUUCUAACCUGAAACUUAAAUUUUUAUUAUCCACCUUUCUUUUGAUACGUUUUGAGAGCGACAUUUUCUGUUGCUAUCAAUAUGAUUGUUCUGAACAGAACGAAUGUUGACGUUAAAACAACAGUGUAGCCUACAGUUGACAAGGUACAUCUGUUUUUCCCCACCAAUCAACGUACAGAGAAAUAGACCAAAUAAUAUUUGAAUAGAGACAUGGUGAUUUUAUGAGCGUAAUCAGAUCGAAAUAAAAUAUGUUAUUGUCACUGAAUUUAUUAUGUACUAAUCGGAUUUGUUAAACAUGUUCAAUUUGUAGUGUAGGCCAAUUCAUUGUGCUAAAAUUCUAUGCUAAUUAUGCUCUGACCCGCCGACUAUUAGCUCAGAAAAAAAUUGGGCCGAGGCCAAACAUAGUUGACGAACCCUCAACAGUAUGUACUCCUGUGUUUAAGACAAUAUCAUUGUUGUUUUUUUACUUCCUUUUUGCUAAGAAGUAGCUGAUAGAUAGUUUAUAAGCCUGCCUGUUAGAUAAAUAUAAUACCUAGAUCUAAGGCUGUCGAUACACGCCAUCACAGUAGGUGGAGCAUUACACUUCGCUUAGUGCGGCCCACACUAGCUAGCUGAACUUGAAAGAAGACAUUUUUACAGACUGGUUAGCUUGCUGUCUGGGCUAAAUCGAUGUAGCCAUUUGUGUUGUUCCUUUAGAUCUAGCUUAUUGCGGUUGUAUUUGAUUUGCAUGCUGUAGUUUUUUGUCUAAGUCCGUCCGUCAAGAGCGGCUUUGUUGUUGUUGCUGAUGUUGUUAGCCAGAAUACAGUUAGCUGGCUAAAUAGCUAGCUAGCCUCUGCGUUCAUUUCGCUGGCCUACAUUUUCCUAUCAAGAUGCCGCUGGGUUUGAAACCAUGUUGCGCUGUCUGCAAAACAAACUCAUCGUCUAUGUGGAAAAAGGGAAACCAAGGAGAGAUCCUGUGCAAUAACUGUACGGGGAAGAGCACCAGCAGUGGAGCAUCUGGACCGUCUGCGUCCUCCAACACACAGCAGAAUAAUGUCGGGGGCAAGCAGUCUAAACAAGAGAUCCACAGGAGAUCAGCACGGUUGAGGAGCACCAAGUACAAAAAUCCUGCUACCGAAAAAAAGGUCUCUACCAAAGGAAAAGGAAGAAGACACAUCUUCAAACUAAAAAAUCCAAUCAAAGCACCAGAAUCUGUUUCCACUAUCAUCACAUCAGAAUCAGUCUUUUAUAAGGGUGUGUAUUAUCAGAUAGGAGAUGUCAUCAAAGUUACAGAUGAGGAUGAUGGGAGGCCAUACUAUGCACAGAUCAGAGGUUUUGUCCAGGACCAAUACUGUGAGAAAAGUGCAGCCUUGACUUGGUUGAUACCAACCCAGGCCAGUCCUAAGGACCUGUUUGAUCCUGCCACUUACAUUGUUGGUCCAGAGGAGGAUUUUCCCAGGAAGAUGGAGUACCUGGAGUUUGUGUGCCACGCCCCCUCGGAGUACUUCAAGUCCAGGAGCUGUCCUUUCCCCACCAUUCCUAUCCGUCCAGAGAAAGGCUACAUCUGGACCCAUAUUGGACCCACGCCAGCCAUCGCUAUCAAAGAAUCUUUUGGCAACAGCAAUUAGCUGCUGGGGCAUUUACCAUGAAGAUAUUAACUUUGUUUGUUAGCUUGCUAACGGACGUAUGUACAUUUUUGUAAUAUAAUGGAGACAAGUUUUAGACUGUAUAAGACACAUUAUUAGUCUUUGAAUAUGGAAACUGGUUUGUAAACAUCCACAAUCUAAAUGUAACAUCUUGAACAGUACGAUAACUACCCAUGAAAUGAUCAUCCAGAGGUGACACCAUCAAACAUGGGAUUGACUUUUAUAUUCAGUAAUGUGGAAAAUACGUUUUCAAAAGCUUUGUUUACUAGAAUGCUUUUAAAACAAUCAACUUAAUUUUCUUUAGACAUCUGUGUCAUUCAUGUGAAGUGUUUAACGAAUAUUAGAUCGAGACCAACUAACAUUUUUAAAUAAAGAACAUUUAUUUAGAGAUAAGCUGUUAAUAGCUUCCAGGUUA